AGCGGCCGCAGCUCGGCCUGCGGCCCCGCCGCUUCAUUGUCACCUGGGCCUCGGAGGCUGCGCCAGGGCCCGGGCGCGAGGUCGCCCGCCCAAAGCCGGAGCCCCGGGCGUCCCACCCGGGAGGGCCUCGCACAUCCGCUCGCCGGCCGGCCCCGCAGGCCCCGCGCCCCAGGCCGGGCUCGCGCAGGGCCUGCUCCGCCUCCAUGAAAGGCUCCCGGGCCGCCAGUGGUCCCUCCGGCAGCCCCGAGGGCAGCUCAGUAGGGGUGGACCUGAGCCUGACGGGCCUCCCCCCGCCUGUGUCCCGGCGUCCCAACAGCGCCUCCGCGGCCAAGCCCCUCACCCGCUCCUUCUCUGUGGUCACAGGCAGUGAGCCAAGGACGAAGGUGCUGGAGGGGCCCGGGGGUGCCCGAACCAUUAACAACCUCCACAGAUCCAGCAGCACCACGCAGGUCCGCCAGCCGCCAGCCAGCCAGGCCUCGGCCGGCCCCCUCAGGCCGGCCGAGCACCCCCACUUCCUGACCCUCUUCGAGGGUGGCUCCGGUGGGAAAAAGAGGCCGGCUGGUGUGAGCAAAGCUCCCAGCGAGAAGGGAGCCACAUGGAAUGUCCUGGAUGACCAGCCCAGGGCCUUCGCCUUGCCUCCCGACUCCCGGAGUCCCAGCACCGUCGAUGCGCCGGUGGGCCCGCGGAGGAGAGAGUGCACCGUGCCCCUGGCCCCCAGCUUCACUGCCAACAACAGGAGCAACAAGGGCGCUGUGGGCAACUGCGUCACGGGCAUGGUGCACAACCGCUACACGCCCUCGGACUGGGCGCCACCCCCCAAGAGCUCCAACCGCACGGCUCCCUCCCUCAACAACAUCCUCAAGGCUGCCGCUGGCGUGGGAGAGAGCAGCGGCUCCGCAAAGCCGCUCGAGAACUUGGCCGGCAGCAACCACCUGGCCCAGAACAACGCCGGGGGCGCCUCGCUCAGACGGAAGGAGGUGACGGAGCAGGAGGCCGAGAGGUUUAUCCACCAGGUGAACCGGGCCGCCGUCACCAUCCAGCGAUGGUACCGCCAGCAGGUGCGGCGACGCGGAGCCGGGGCUGCCCACCUGGAGCACCUGCUCGCGUCCAAGCAGAAGGAGCAGGGACGGCAGCUCAGAGAGGGGCUCCUGGGCCUGCACCAGCAGAAGGAGGCAGCCAGGAAGAAGGUCCGGGAGGAGAAGGCACGCCAGGCCAGGCGAGCGGCCAUUCAGGAGCUGCAGCAGAAGCGGGCCCAGAAGUCAGGUGACCCUGAGCCCAGGCUGCUGGAGGAUGCCCGGGAGAUGGAGAAGCCCCGGCCUGCCCAGGAGCCGCUCCCGAGGCCAGGGGGCACCACUCACGCCCAGCAGACCCAGAAGGCCAACAACGCCGGGUCUGGCUUCCGAACUGCAGGCCCAGAGGACCCCUGCCAGUCUGCCUCCAACUCCUCCCCAGAGCCCCGGCAGUUUCCAGAAGACAAGCCUCAGGAUGCCAGCUCCCGGGAUGUGGCCAGCCAGGAUCUGGAGGUGGUGGGUCCUGCUGGGGGCAGGGCCAAGUCCAGGGCCACCCUGGACGAGCUGCUGGACACACUCAGGCUGCUGGAGGAGGAGCCUGAGCCACUGCCCUGCCCCAGGGCCUACCACCAGGACAAAUACUCCUGGACCGACCAGGAGGACGACGCCAGCUCCCUGACGGCUGACAACCUGGAGAAGUUUGGGAAGCUGAGCGCGUGCUCUGGUCCCCCCGAGGAUGGGACUCUGCUAUCCGAGGCCAAAAUGCAGAGUAUCCUGAGCUUUCUGCACGAGAUGGAGAUGGAGGCGUCGGGGCAGGGCCGGCCGGCCUCAGCCCCCCAGGGGCUGGUGCCGGAGGAGGGGCGUCUGGGGCCCAUGUCCACGGCGAGCGCAUCUGUGAUGCGGCUGAAGCUGGAGGUGGAGGAGAAGAAGCAGGCGGUGCGGCUGCUGCAGAGAGCGCUGGUGCAGCAGCGGGACCUGACCGUACGGCGGGUCAAGGAGACCGAGAAGGAGCUGGGCCGGCAGCUGCGGCAGCAGAGAGACCACUACGAGGCCACCAUCCAGCGGCACCUGUCCUUCAUUGACCAGCUGAUUGAGGACAAGAAGGCCCUGGCCGACAGGUGUGAGGCUGUGGUGGCAGAGCUGAAGCAGGGGGACCAGCGGCGCAAGGACAGGGAGGCCCAGGUGCAGGAGCAGCACGAGCUGGAGAUUAAGAAACUCAAAGAGCUAAUGAGCGCUACCGAGAAAGUCCGCAGGGAGAAGUGGAUCAAUGAGAAAACCCGAAAAAUCAAGGAGAUCACAGUCCGAGGCCUGGAGCCCGAGAUCCAGAAGCUGGUCGCCAAGCACAAGCAGGAGGUUAAGAAGCUCAAGAGCCUGCACGAGGCGGAGCUGCUGCGGGCGGACUCGCGGGCGGCCCAGCGCUUCGGGCGCCAGGUGGAGGAGCUCCGCGAGCAGCUGGAGCAGGAGAAGGAGGCGCUGGGCCGGCAGGAGCGCGAGCGCGCCCAGCAGCGGUGGGUGUCCUCCCCGGGCGGGCCUCGCCAGGACAGGAGGGGGCCCGGGCCCGAGCAGAGCUGGGGGGUGCCGCGACCCCGCGGGAGGAGACGGCGGACGCUGCGGGCACGAAGCUGGAAGCACCAACCUGCACUGCCAGACGUUUCUGGAAGAGGCCAGGGUGGACAGGUGCCCAGGGUCGCGUAUGAGGCCAUGCGCAUGGGCCUGAUGACAGAGGCCCAAUCACCUUCCCAGAGCCUGCCCCGUUUGGGCCCUCACCCCCACCCCCAGGCUGGAGGUGUCCAGCCCCAGGACGGCACCCCCGGGCGGUGCUGCUGGUGCUCCCCCUGUGCCCCAACCUGGGUCCUGAGGGGGCCCACAGCGGCCCGGGUCCUGCCACCCGGGUUGCGUGGGGCCCACCCUGCGCCGGCCCCAGCUAGCCCCAUGCACCCCCAGGAAGCGUGGCUGCUGAACCGGGAGCGGGAGCUGAGGGAAGAGGUCCGGAGAGGCCGGGAUAAGGAGAUCGAGCUGGUUAUCCACCGGCUGGAGACUGACAUGUCGCGCGCCAGGGAGGAGAGCGAGAGGGCGGCGGAGAGCCGCGUCCAGCGCCUCCGGGACCAGCACGCCGCGGAGCUCUCGGAGCUGGAGCGGGCGGAGCGGACGCUGCAGGAGCGCUGCAGCGAGCUGAAGGGGCGCCUCGGGGAGGCCGAGGGGGAGAGCGGGCGCCUGCGGGGCCUGGUGCGGCAGAAGGAGAAGGAGCUGGCGCACCUGGCGGCGGUGAACGAGCAGCUGGUCAGCGAGAGGAGCGGCCUGGCCGAGGUGCUCCGCCAGGAGUUCGCCGACCGCCUGGCAGCCUCCGAGGAGGAGAGCCGGCAGCUUCGGGCCCGCCACAGGCUGGAGCUGGAGCAGCUGACGCGGGAGAAGCAGGCGGAGCUGGAGCACGUGCACGGGAGGGUGAAGGCGGCCCUGGCGAAGAAGGAGGAGGCCGUGCUUGGCCUCCGAAAACAGCACCAGGCGGCGGUGAAGCGGGCCGAGCACCUGGAAGAGCUGCUGGAGCAGCGCGGGUGGCCGCUGCCCAGCACCAAGUGACCCGCAGCCCGGAUGGGAGACAGCGGCCGGGCGGAGGGCACCUGGUGCCAGGUGGAGCCCGGCCCGGCCCCGCGGCGC
Molecule: messenger RNA, 3665 nt
Organism: Lontra canadensis (Northern American river otter)
Lineage: Eukaryota; Metazoa; Chordata; Mammalia; Carnivora; Mustelidae
Gene: CEP131
Product: centrosomal protein 131
Exons: 24
Coding region: 204-3587 (1127 amino acids)
Biological process (GO): cilium assembly; intraciliary transport involved in cilium assembly; regulation of centrosome duplication
Cellular component (GO): centriolar satellite
Source: RefSeq, a predicted model, not a curated record